GGCUUUAUUAUUUUAGCAUCCCGGGCAGCAGGUUUCUGCUGAGUUUGGAGUUACUCGCCACGACUGUAUGCCUGCGUCCCAUAGGUAAUAUCUAACCACCGACCAGGGGCUCUGCAACACAAGGAGUCUGCAUGUCUAGCAACUAGACAUGCUCAGCUUUGUGGAUACACGGAUUUUGUUGCUGCUCGCAGUAACUUCAUACCUAGCAACAUGUCAAUCAAAUGAGGCAACUGCAGGGCGGAGGGGUCCCAGAGGAGACAAAGGGCCACCAGGAGAAAGGGGUCUACCAGGUGUACCCGGCAUAGAUGGUGAAGAUGGUCCACCAGGCCCACCAGGCCCCCCUGGUCCUCCAGGUCUUGGCGGAAACUUCGCUGCUCAGUAUGAUCCAUCGAAAGCAGCUGAUUACGGCCAAGGACCCAUGGGUAUAAUGGGACCCAGAGGCCCACCUGGAACAAGUGGACCCCCUGGUGCUCAAGGUUUCCAAGGACCUGCUGGUGAGCCUGGUGAACCUGGUCAAACAGGUCCUGUUGGUGCCCGUGGUCCAGCUGGUCUUCCUGGAAAGGCUGGUGAAGAUGGUAACCCUGGAAAACCUGGAAGACCUGGUGAGAGGGGCGUUCCUGGUACUCAGGGUGCUCGUGGUUUCCCUGGAACUCCUGGUCUGCCCGGCUUUAAGGGAAUUAGGGGACACAACGGUCUGGAUGGUCAAAGGGGACAAGCUGGUGCUCCAGGUGUCAAGGGUGAACCUGGUGCCCAUGGUGAAAAUGGUAGCCCAGGACAAGCUGGUGCUCGUGGCCUCCCCGGUGAAAGAGGAAGAGUAGGUCCUCCUGGACCCGCUGGUGCUCGUGGAAGUGAUGGCAGCACUGGCCCCACCGGUCCUGCUGGCCCCAUUGGUGCUGCUGGUCCUCCAGGUUUUCCAGGUGCUCCUGGUGCCAAGGGUGAUAUUGGAGCUGCUGGUGCUGUCGGUCCCAGUGGUCCUGCUGGUCCAAGAGGGGAGCCCGGACUUCCUGGUGCUUCUGGCCCCGUUGGCCCUGUAGGCAACCCUGGUGCUAAUGGCCUUGCUGGUGCUAAAGGUGCAGCUGGUCUUCCUGGUGUUGCUGGUGCUCCUGGUUUGCCUGGUCCUCGUGGUAUUCCUGGACCUGCUGGCCCAGCUGGUGCAGCUGGCCCUAGAGGACUUGCUGGUGAGCCUGGCCUUGCUGGAUCCAAGGGAGAAACUGGUAACAAGGGUGAACCUGGUGCUGCUGGUCCACCGGGUCCCGCUGGUCCAAAUGGUGAGGAAGGCAAGAGAGGCUCUACUGGUGAAGCUGGUGCUACCGGCCCCCCUGGUCCAGCAGGUCUAAGAGGCGUUCCUGGGUCUCGUGGUCUCCCUGGGUCUGAUGGCAGAGCUGGUGUUAUGGGACCUGCUGGAAGCCGUGGUGCUCCUGGUCCCGCUGGUGCUAGGGGUCCUAGCGGUGAUUCUGGUCGCCCUGGUGAGCCUGGCCUCCUCGGUCCAAGAGGUCUCCCAGGUCAACCUGGUAACCCAGGCCCUGCUGGCAAGGAAGGUCCCGUUGGUUUCCCUGGUGCUGAUGGUAGAGUUGGCCCAAUUGGUCCAGCUGGUGCAAGAGGCGAGCCUGGCAACAUUGGAUUCCCUGGACCAAAAGGUCCCAAUGGUGAACCUGGCAAACCUGGUGACAGAGGCAAUGUUGGUGUUGCUGGCCCACGGGGUGCUCCUGGUCCUGAUGGCAACAAUGGUGCUCAAGGUCCCCCUGGCAUUGCUGGCAAUCCUGGUGCAAAAGGUGAACAAGGUCCAGCUGGCCCCCCUGGCUUCCAAGGUCUCCCAGGCCCCUCAGGUCCUGCUGGUGAAGCUGGUAAACCAGGUGACAGAGGUAUUCCAGGUGAAUUUGGCCUUCCUGGUCCUGCUGGCCCAAGAGGUGAACGUGGUGCUCCAGGUGAAAGCGGUGCUGCUGGUCCUGUAGGUUCCAUAGGAAGCCGUGGUGCAACUGGCCCACCAGGCCCUGAUGGUAACAAGGGUGAACCUGGCAAUGCUGGUGCUGCUGGUGGUCAAGGCCCAGCUGGCCCUGGUGGAAUCCCAGGCGAGAGAGGUAUUGCUGGUGUCCCAGGAGGCAAAGGUGAAAAGGGUUUACCAGGCCUCAGAGGCGAAACUGGGGCAACAGGAAGAGAUGGCUCUCGGGGUAUUCCUGGUGCCAUUGGAUCCCCUGGCCCUGCUGGUGGCCCUGGUGAUCGGGGUGAAUCUGGUCCUGCUGGCCCUGCUGGCCCUGCUGGUGCUCGUGGUGCUCCCGGUGAACGUGGUGAGGGUGGUCCUGCUGGCCCUAACGGAUUUGCUGGACCUCCUGGUGCCGCUGGCCAAACUGGUGCUAAAGGCGAGCGGGGUCAGAAAGGACCUAAGGGUGAACUUGGUCCACAGGGUGCUAUUGGACCCGCUGGCAAUAGUGGACCAGCAGGUCCCGUUGGUGCUGCAGGUCCCGCUGGUGGUCGCGGUGACGCUGGUCCUCCUGGUAUCACUGGUUUCCCUGGAGCAGCUGGCAGAACUGGUCCUCCGGGCCCUGCUGGUAUCACUGGUCCUCCUGGUCCUCCUGGCCAAUCUGGCAAAGACGGUCCUAGAGGCCCACGUGGUGAUACUGGUCCAGUUGGUCGUCCUGGUGAACAAGGUGUCGUUGGCCCAGCUGGUUUCGCUGGUGAGAAAGGUCCAUCUGGAGAGCCUGGUGCAGUUGGUCCUCCUGGUACCUCAGGACCUCAGGGUAUUCUUGGUGCUCCUGGUAUCCUUGGUCUGCCUGGCUCUCGGGGAGAACGUGGUCUUCCUGGCAUUUCUGGAGGAAACGGUGAGCCAGGACCUGCUGGUAUCUCCGGUCCUCCCGGUUCACGUGGCCCCUCUGGCCCCUCGGGUUCUCCUGGUCUGAACGGUCCUGCUGGUGAAGCUGGCCGUGAUGGUAAUCCUGGUAAUGAUGGUCCUCCAGGCCGUGAUGGUGCUCCUGGUUUCAAGGGUGAGCGUGGUUAUCCUGGCAGCAAUGGUCCCGCUGGUGCCGCUGGUGCUCCAGGUCCUCAUGGUUCAGCUGGUCCUUCUGGAAAGCCUGGAAAUCGUGGUGAACCUGGUCCCGUUGGUGUUACUGGUCCUGUUGGUCCUGCUGGUGCAAGAGGUCUUGCUGGCCCACAAGGCCCACGUGGUGAGAAAGGUGUACCAGGUGAUAAAGGACCUAGGGGCAUGCCUGGUCUUAAGGGACACAAUGGAUUGCAGGGUCUGCCUGGAAUUGCUGGCCACCAUGGAGAUCAAGGUGCUCCUGGUUCCACUGGCCCUGCUGGUCCAAGGGGUCCUGCUGGUCCUACUGGUCCUCAUGGUAAAGAUGGUCGCAAUGGACAUCCUGGUCCUAUUGGACCUGCUGGAGUGCGUGGUUCUCAGGGUAGCCAAGGUCCUAGUGGUCCACCUGGUCCACCUGGUCACCCUGGCCCACCUGGCCCCAAUGGUGGUGGAUAUGAAAUCGGCUAUGAUGCUGAAUACUACCGAGCUGAUCAGCCAUCUCUCAGACCUAAGGACUAUGAAGUUGAUGCCACUCUGAAAUCAUUGAACAACCAAAUUGAGACCCUCCUGACCCCAGAAGGCUCCAGGAAGAACCCAGCCCGCACCUGUCGUGACUUAAGACUCAGUCACCCAGAAUGGACCAGUGGUUUCUAUUGGAUUGAUCCCAACCAGGGGUGCAUCAUGGAUGCCAUCAGAGUGUACUGUGACUUCUCCACUGGUGAGACUUGCAUCAAUGCUAAUCCAGAAACCAUCCCUACUAAGAACUGGUAUGUCAACAAGAACCCCAGGGACAAGAAGCAUGUGUGGUUUGGCGAAACUAUCAAUGGUGGUACACAGUUUGAAUACAACGAGGAAGGUGUGACCUCCAAGGACAUGGCCACCCAACUUGCCUUCAUGCGUCUGCUGGCCAACCAUGCCUCCCAGAACAUCACCUACCACUGCAAGAACAGCAUUGCAUACAUGGAUGAGGAAACCGGCAACCUUAAGAAGGCUGUUAUACUGCAGGGAUCCAAUGAUGUUGAACUACGAGCUGAAGGCAACAGCAGGUUCACUUUCAGUGUUCUUAUGGAUGGCUGCUCUAGAAAGACCAAUGAAUGGGGCAAAACAAUCAUUGAAUACAGAACGAAUAAGCCAUCUCGCUUGCCCAUCCUUGACAUUGCACCUUUGGACAUUGGUGGCGCUGACCAAGAAUUCGGUUUGGACAUUGGCCCAGUCUGUUUCAAAUGAAUGAACUCAAACUAACUUAAAACCAAAAAAAAAAAAAUCUCUCUUUGCCAUUUCUUUUUUUAUACUGAAAGCUGACUCCUUCCAUUUCUUCUGUUCAUCUACUUGCUUAAACUCUGGGCAAAAGAGAAGGAGAAGGAUUGAUUGGAGCGUUGUGCAAUGCAAUUUAAUACAGCCCCAAAAGGACUCAGAAGUCUUUCAAGAUUUUAACACCUUGUUUUGGGAAAUGUCAGCCUUUGUAAAAAAACAAAAUAAAAAAUAAUGAAAGUUUGCACCACUUGUGGCCUUUGAAUAUCUUCCACAGAGGAAGUUUAAAACCACAACUUCCAAAGGUUUAAACUACCUCAUACACUUAAAGCCAAGUGUGAUCCACAUUCACAGUAGGUACUUCUCCAUAUGAUCUGAGGUGCUUUUAGUCCCAUUCGUAAUACAAAGGUGCUAAUUUCAGUAUGACAGAGGAUCUUUCCAAUACUUGAACUUUGAUGGUGCUAGCAGCAUUUGAAAUAACACUUUUCUGUAUUAAGUUGUAUUGUUUCUUUGAAAUUUGUCUCAAAAUUUUAGUCAGAAUGUCCCAUCUUACCCCCAGAUUAAGCAUGUGGAUCAUUUCUCUCCCCUCGCCCCAUCUUCAUCCUCUCCUCCAAAUUCAGGUGCUCAUGCUUUUAAAUCUCAUAUUCAUCCUCUACGAUGGGUAAAAAGAAAGCAUCAUUUCUCAAAAAAAAAUUGUACCUAUUUUGUAUAUGUGAGAUGUUUAAAUAAAUUGUGAAAAAAUUGAAAUAAAGCAUGUCCAGUGUUCCAAAAGAAAACA
Gopherus flavomarginatus (Mexican gopher tortoise) is the source of this 5039-nucleotide messenger RNA. It is a transcript of the gene COL1A2, whose product is annotated as collagen type I alpha 2 chain. The record is from RefSeq and is a predicted model, not a curated record. Lineage: Eukaryota; Metazoa; Chordata; Testudines; Testudinidae. Gene Ontology annotation, molecular function: extracellular matrix structural constituent. The transcript has 52 exons. Bases 149 to 4237 code for a protein of 1362 amino acids.